CUCUUUCUGAGACUUAUUUCGCGUGGCUGGAGCGUCAGAUUGGGCGCCAGGGGGCGGAAAUACGUCAGGGCGAAUUCCCGUGAUCCGCGGAGACGUCCAAGACAGCAGGAAUGGAGGAGGUGCCUCAGGGCUGUCCCGGGACCGGCAGCGCCCAGGCGGGCCAAGGGGCCUCAUGUCAGGGGUGCCCCAACCAGCGGCUCUGCGCUUCCGGAGCCGGCGCGGCCCCGGACCCAGCCAUAGAAGAAAUCAAAGAGAAACUGAAGACCGUGAAACACAAAAUCUUGGUGUUAUCUGGGAAAGGUGGUGUUGGGAAAAGCACAUUCAGCGCCCACCUCGCCUACGGCCUCGCGGAGGAUGAAAACACCCAGGUCGCUCUUCUGGACAUUGACAUAUGUGGGCCGUCGAUUCCCAAGAUGAUGGGAUUGGAAGGAGAGCAGGUUCACCAGAGUGGCUCGGGCUGGUCUCCAGUGUUCUUGGAAGACAACCUGGGGGUGAUGUCGGUGGGUUUCCUGCUCGGCAGUCCUGACGAUGCCGUUAUCUGGAGGGGACCAAAGAAAAAUGGCAUGAUCAAGCAGUUCCUUCGGGACGUGGACUGGGGCCAGGUGGACUACCUCAUCGUGGACACCCCGCCGGGCACGUCGGACGAGCACCUCUCGGCCGUCCAGUACCUGGCCGCGGCGCGCAUCGACGGGGCGGCCAUCAUCACCACUCCUCAGGAGGUGUCCCUCCAGGAUGUCCGCAAAGAAAUCAGCUUCUGCCGGAAGGUGAAGCUGCCCAUCAUCGGAGUGGUGGAGAACAUGAGCGUCUUCAUCUGCCCCAAGUGCAAGAAAGAGUCUCAGAUAUUCCCCCCAACAACAGGGGGUGCAGAGCGCAUGUGCCAGGAUCUGAAGAUCCCUCUCCUUGGAAAAGUGCCCCUGGACCCACACAUAGGUAAGAGUUGCGACAAAGGACAGUCUUUUUUGAUUGACGCACCGGACUCGCCAGCCGCCGUAGCCUACAGAGGGAUCAUUCAAAAAAUCCAGGAGUUCUGUGGCCACCAUAAGCCAAAGCAAGAGCCCCUCCCCAGCUCCUGAACCACGAGAGAACAGGCAAGACGCAGGCCGCCCGAGCAGCGUGGGGACACAGUGGGGGUCACAGGCAGAAAGGGACCAGACUCUGGUAGGGCAUGAAGUCAUUUUUUAGAGAUGCUUUAAUCCUAAUGUUUGUAUACUUUGACAUACAGAAAGGCUUUCUUUACCAAUACGUGGUCUUAAAAAAUUAAAAACCUCCUCAAACCUGUCCCCCGAGGCCUGCGUCCGGUGAGAAGCCAGCAGCUUGCUGCUCGGGGGAUUCUGCUCCAACGGAAGCUUGUUCAGUUAUAGGACUUCUCACUUAGGCCGCUGUCGCCGCAGAAGUGAAGCCUGAAAAGGAACCACAGGGAUGGAUGUGUGGCCUCAUUGCAAAAUCCAGUCAUGGUUUCAAACAGCCUCGUCCAAAUGCUGCUCCUUGUGAAGGAGGGAGAAAUGAAAAUAGUCCCCCAAGCCCUUGAAAAGCCCUAAAUCACCCUGUAAACAGAACGGGGGGCCGGGGGCAUGUGUGCACUGGACGCAGUCACGUCCGGCGUCCUCCAGUACAGGACAGGGUCUCUUUCCAAGUCCAUGAAAGCAGAGACUGAUGUCAACUCGAGAGUCCUCUCGUGGCCGGGAGCGGGGCAGGAACGACGCCACCAGGGGAAGGUUUCCAGGGCGGUCCGCACACACAUGGACAGACAGGCAAACCCCUGUUCUCUCCCUCCCCCUCUCUCAGUUCCUGCCCCUCCCUUCAGGCCUGCUCGUAGGGCGGCUUUCGUACAUGUUCCUCGUGAGCACAGGGUAAGGGCAGGCUUGGCAAACCCCCGAGGCUGCAGGCUGGCCCCCUGGGUCCGACCUCUUACCUAAUGCUUGUGCAUCUCCAGCCCCGCGGGGCCAGGCUUCUGGAAGUCCCUCGGGCUGGCCUGUGAGGGGAAAAGUCAGCUGUGGCUUUGUCCUCACAUGUGAGGGGCCCGAUUCUGCUGAUUCAGGGGCCAGAGCAAACCCACAAUGGAACCAAAAGCCCACAGAGCCCGUUGCUCAACGUCUUGGCAUAAAGCAGCACUGGUCAGGUUUUAAGACGGUUCAAUCCACUUGAAGAUGAACCUUACCCAAUUUGAAAGCGCACUCUCCCUUCUAGAAAUACAAGCGAAGUUAAAAAAUGGUUUGGUGUAGUAUUGUUGUGUGUGUGGUCCGGACAGGGCAGCCAUUUGCCAUUGGCCUUGUUCACCGCCAGCGCCCGGAGGGCGGGGCCAGGAGGAAGACCACUCACCGUUGGGAGCACCGUGUGGGACAGAAAACCGGCUGUGACUUUGCUGAUGUCCCUCUCGCCUCCCAUCUUGCAAAGGACGUAGCCAUAGAGGUUAGCAGCUUGGAGAGAGAUGCCGGCUGUCACGAGGGCCUGCGCUCGGACAAAGCAAACUCUUUGAAGAGCAUGUAUUGAAACGUCCCCCCUCAAGCCACACGGCAGGGGCUCUGGCCUGUACCUGGUAACAGCCAGUCCCCCCCGAGCACGCCUCUUGUCCUCAGCAGCCCAAGAGGUCGGUGCCAUCAUUGCCCCAUUUUACAGGGAGGAAACUAAAGCCCAGAGACACCAAAGUGCCCAAGUCCCAGAGCUGAUGCCUGCAGACCAGCACCCCAACUCCACCGCCCCUGCUUGUAAUGACCCUGUGCUCCCAGUGGGGAUUUCGGUGUUCCCACACGUGAGGCGGGUCCCAGCAAUGCAAUUGUAAGAAAACUGUCAAAUAAAACUUGAGAACGCUGA
Suricata suricatta (meerkat) is the source of this 2811-nucleotide messenger RNA. It is a transcript of the gene NUBP1, whose product is annotated as nucleotide binding protein 1. The record is from RefSeq and is a predicted model, not a curated record. The coding region runs from base 111 to 1073 and encodes 320 amino acids. Gene Ontology annotation, cellular component: cytosol. NCBI's taxonomy places the organism in Eukaryota, Metazoa, Chordata, Mammalia, Carnivora, Herpestidae. Gene Ontology annotation, molecular function: ATP binding; ATP-dependent FeS chaperone activity; 4 iron, 4 sulfur cluster binding. Gene Ontology annotation, biological process: iron-sulfur cluster assembly. The transcript has 11 exons.